Molecule: messenger RNA, 243 nt
Organism: Ogataea philodendri
Lineage: Eukaryota; Fungi; Ascomycota; Pichiomycetes; Pichiales; Pichiaceae
Exons: 1
Coding region: 1-243 (80 amino acids)
Source: RefSeq, a predicted model, not a curated record
AUGUCCAAAACGGUGUUCUCUAGAUCUCCUGUUAUCUCUCCAACAGUGCCAACCUUGAUGUGCUGGUUCAAAGCAAACGAGGUGGCAGACUUGAUCAAACCUUCCAGCUCGGCACCAGAAAAGUUCUUGGUGAGCUCAGCAAGCUUGGUCAAAUCAACGUCUUUGCCCAACGACCCGUUCUCCUUCAUUUUCUUGGUCUUGAUCUCUAAAAUCUGUUUUCUACCGUCUGCAUCAGGCAAGUGA